AGACAGACACACACACAUUCUCAUUUUUAUAUAUAUAGAUAACCAUAGUAUUAUCAGAAGACACAACAUAUUAUGAAAAGGUACAACACUACAGUCAACAGAAAAUAAUGAAGGGCCUAAAAACAAUGUUAAACCUAUACAGAGAAGGGCUCACUGUUUUUUACUUUUUCUGUUUUUUACUCUAGGCACAAGGCCCUAAAUUUUGGGGGAGGGGGCUAGUUGAUUAGAUUGACUCCAGUAUGCAACUGGUACUUAAUUUAUCGUCCCCAAAAGGAUGAAAGGCAAAGUCAACCUCAGUGGAAUUUGAACUCAGAACUUAAAGAUGGGCAAAAUACCCCUAAGCAUUUCGUCCAGUGUGUUAACAAUUCUGCCAGCUCACCACCUUAAUGUAUACGACUAUAUGACUUUCUUCAAUGGUAUAUGACUAACUUCAAUAGUAAAUCCAGUCAAUUGUACGGUAUUCCUAAGAUACACAAAAGUGAAAAAAUAAGUAAUGCAUGCAGGGGAGCCACAGGCAUUAUAGUCAAGAUACCUACUCCUAAUGACCUCAAAUUAGGACCCAUAAUAGCAGGCCCCACAUGUGAAACUCAACACCUCUGUAACUUUUUAGACACCCUCUUAAAACUAUCAAAAGCUACUUAAGGGACGACCUGGAUAUUCUCAAUCAGCACAUGCUGCACUGCUUGGCAUUUACACAAGAAGGUCCAAAAUGAACAUUCCAGAGUGUUUGGGUGUCAAUUUGAGGACAGAGCAAUCUGAGGACAUGUACCGAGAGUGAUAAGAAUCAAACAUCCAGUCAGCAUCAUGGUGUUUGGAGUGAUCACUAGUGAUGGCAACAUUAUGCCUCCAUUCAUCUUCCCACACAGUCCCACACUCAACACAGAGAUUUACAUCAAGUGCCUGGAGGAGGUAGCACAGCCCUGGGUCAAGAGGGUGGCUGCUGGAAGACCCUAUGUCUGGUAACAGGAUUCUGUACCUUGCUACACAAGCAAGAGAACCCAGUCGUAGCUGUCAGACAAUUUCUGUGAUCACAUAAACCCCUGACAUCUGGUCAACUAACUCCCCAGAUGGGUGAAGAACAAUUAAGAUGGCUAUUUAUUAAGGUGAUUAUGAGAUUUGUUGUUACCACAUAUAAAAAAUAUACAACUUUGUCGAGUUGUUUGAUGUACACAGCUUGCUUGAAGAUCUCCAGUCCAUUCGUUUCUUUAGUAGUUAGUUUUAUCUCUGCGACAACUCAAGAGAAACAGAGAGUAAAAGGAAUGUGGAUGGAUAGAAAGGAUGAUAAACCUACUCUUGCUCAUUGUUCAACAUACUGGAAGAUAUGUUGUUGGCUGAGACCAAAUUACCAAAGCAGUCGGCCGAUAUCUGGUUGUGUAUUUAUAUUCUCGCCAAUUAAAUUAGGCCCAGCCAAAACAAUAGGACUUCUCCAUUAUAUCAAGUUUGAACUGUGAUUAACUCAAAAACGUCUAGGAUGUCAAUUUAUUUUCUUUAAUCCCUUAGUACAAAAAGUCUAAGACAAUAGACUGAGGAUUUAUUUGACAAUGUGGAAAAAUGUGGAUUUGCUUUCAAAUCUCAGCUUAGGCAUUUUGUAGUUGUUUGCUACAAACACUAAUUAACAGGCUUGACUAAUCAAAAUUACCCUUGGAGAAACAACCAUGAUUGAGGUAUGUCUUUUUCAAAUGUAUUUUACAGGAAUGUUUAUGACAUUUUAAAUUAUAACUUUUACUCAAUCAUCACAAAAAUUAUGUAUAUUAUCAUUCACAUUCAUUUUUAUAUUGGUCCUGCAAUAUUUUCAUUUCAUUCUACCUUUUUUUUCUUUCUUUCUUUAUUUCUCCUUUAGUUAAACAGAAUUAUGAAACUAAAACAACGAACCCUCUUUCUACUUAUAUGUGUAUGUGGUGCAGUAACCUUCAUGCUGUUUAGCAAAUGGUAUCACAGCAAAGCAUUAGAAAGUAUAGAAGUUAGGAAAAAGAUGGUAGACUGCAGGCUUCUAUUUAGAGUAGAUCUUGACUAUGUCAAAAAGGUUAGCUUAAUAAAACAAAAUAACAAUACAGAUACCAUUUAUCAUCUGAAGAAACUUUCAGAAAAUUGUUCCAAUUUCCGUCUGCAACAUGGAUAUUUUAGCAAACUGGUUACUCAAAUGGAGCUCGAUUACCCAAUUGCAUUUGCUAUCAAAAUGUAUGACAAACCAAAGCAAUUUGAAAGAUUAUUAAGAGCAAUCUACUUACCACAUAAUGUUUAUUGUAUCCAUGUUGAUGCGAAGACUGAUAACAGUGUAUUUGAACUGAUAAAAAGCAUCAGCAUGUGUCUACCAAAUGUUGUACUUGCAGAGAAUCGAAUAAAUAUUGUUUAUGCUACAUUUAGGCAUUUACAAGCUGAACUAGAAUGCAUGAAGGCAUGCAUCAAAUCAAAUGUAAAAUGGAAAUACUACAUAAAUCUUACUGGCCAAGAAUUUCCAUUGAAGACAAACCUGGAAUUAGUUGAAAUUCUGAAGAUUUUCAAUGGAACGAACGAUAUUGAAGCAUACAAGCACCCUAAAACUUUAGAUUGGCGUGUAAAAAAUAAGAUAAAAAUCAAUGAGAAAUCACUGAGUAUAACAAAUGAAAGCAAACUACCAUUGAAAUAUCAAAUACAGUUGUAUAAAGGAAGUGCCUAUGGGAUGUUUUCACGAGACUUUGUUGAAUUUGUCUUGGAAGAUGAUGUUGCAACGACCAUUCUUAAUUGGAUGAAUGAUACAUACUCACCAGAAGAAAAUAUCUGGUCAACUCUUAAUUCCCUAGAAUUUGCCCCAGGUGGCUCUGGUGGCAUUGAAAUCCGACAUGAUAAACAUCACUUUGCCUCAAAAGCUGUGAUAUGGGACUGGGAUCCGGUUAAAUGUUUCGGUAAAUCAAUACGUAGUGUUUGUAUUUAUGGUAUAGGAGAUCUUCCAUGGCUCAAAAGCCGUCCCCAAAUAGUAGCCAAUAAAUUUGACGAAGAUACCGAUUCUAUUGUCUUAGACUGUUUAGAAGAGUUGUUAACAAACAGAAUGCUAAUCCAAAAUGAUGAUCAGCUCAACUGGCACUAUUAUCAUAAUCUUCCACAUGUCAUGCAUAAUGCAAAACUCAAAGCCAAUGAAAAAACAAAAGAAUUCCUGCAAAGCAAGAAAAGAAAAUGGCUUUUGCAACAAGAACAAUUUCUUAAACCUGUGACAAAGAGACAGAAUAUUACAGUAGCAAAACAAUGAGCCAAAAAGUCUGCGUGAGUUGGAAAAUGGUAGCAUAGUUAAAUUUAUAAAUCACUAACAAGCAGAUACUAGCAACAACAACAAUAACAAUUUUUCCCAAUUUUGGUACAAGAUCCAUUCUUACUCCUGAAAACUUAACUUUUGUGUCCAAAAAUUCAAUGCUAGCAUUUGAAAAAUAAAAUGUAAAUUUUAUGUUAGUCUGAGUUUUUGGCAUAACAGUCACAGAAACACAAAAAGUCAAUUAAACUAUUGAGUGACAGAGUUAUUUUGCCAUCCCACACCAUCCCACUUUUACCUCCACCACCGCUCCAAUCAUCCACAUCAUAGGAUUUGAUCAAAUCUUAAAUACCAAUUUUUGAGGAUAAAACGGAUUUGUACGGAUUACUGGAACCAUGCAAAUGCUUUUGUACAUCAUUUCACUGGCAUUUCAAAAGUGUUACAUGAAAGUUAUCAACAUCUUGUGGAAAAAUAUUAUCAUUUCAAACAAAUGUUUCAUGUCACCUAUGGUAGCCUCUAAAUACAAUAAAAAUAUAAGAGAAUUAUUAACCUCUACUUCUGACUCCAAGAAAACCAACAUUGGAGUUUCUUCUGCACACUGUACCUUGAAAAACAGCCGCAAGAGAGGUAAGACCUGUUCAUUGCACAACAACAUGAGUCAAGUGAAUUCCAUCAGGAAUCAUAACAGAAAUGUUAUGAUUUACGCGGAAGGUGGGACGUGUAGAGAUUCCUAUUUGGUGUACGCAGCAGAAUGCAUGAAACACAACUUGAUUUAUGUUGGUUGUACAACAGAAUAAUUAAACAAAGGAUUUAAUGGGCACAGAUUCGACAUCAGACACAAUAGCAGUAGUUUGACAGAACCUGCCAAACAUUUUGCAUCAAUUUUGGAAAAGACUUCAAAAAUGCCUAUUCUCAGAAAAACAUUCUGAAUCUGCCACACUUUCAGUUCUCAAAAUGCAUGAGGAGAAAUAUAUUUGUGAAUUGCUAACAUCAUGCUUUGAUGGAAUGAAUAAAAUGACAGGGGAAUUUCAUCAUAUUUAUAAAAUCUGUUUGAUUAAAUAUUCUUCCUUUUA
Molecule: messenger RNA, 4293 nt
Organism: Octopus bimaculoides (California two-spot octopus)
Lineage: Eukaryota; Metazoa; Mollusca; Cephalopoda; Octopoda; Octopodidae
Product: beta-1,3-galactosyl-O-glycosyl-glycoprotein beta-1,6-N-acetylglucosaminyltransferase 3
Cellular component (GO): membrane
Molecular function (GO): acetylglucosaminyltransferase activity
Source: RefSeq, a predicted model, not a curated record